This is a messenger RNA of Penicillium chermesinum, 795 nucleotides long. RefSeq lists its product as uncharacterized. Bases 1 to 795 code for a protein of 264 amino acids. The record is from RefSeq and is a predicted model, not a curated record. The transcript has a single exon. NCBI's taxonomy places the organism in Eukaryota, Fungi, Ascomycota, Eurotiomycetes, Eurotiales, Aspergillaceae.
AUGGGAUUCAUCUCUGCAAAAAUUCCCCUCACGCCCCUGGACCAUGCGCCGCCCGGUAACUACUCCUGUUCGCUCUCCUAUCUCCCCUUACGACCGGGCGUCGACCCUUCGCAGGCAUUCGACGUGCUUCAUGAAGCCCUUCAUCGAACUUUCGUUCAGUUACCCUGGGUAUCCGGCCGGGUAUGGCCGCAGUCACCCUCCGCGCCUGGCUGGCGCCCCUCACAGCGUGAAAUCAGGCACGGCGCAGUCGACAUCGACGGGCCUCGGCCGUACCAGCUCAAGUUCCACCAGCUGGAGUCAUCCAUGAGCUACGAGGAAUUGAAGGAGCUCGCGUUUCCCACGGACGUCUUUGAGGACAGCGAGCUGAUCUGGGCGCCGUUUAUGCCAGAUAUCAAUACCGGUCCGGAGGUAUUCGUCGCGCAGGCGAACUUCAUUCCUGGGGGAUGCAUCCUUACCUCGGGCAUGUACCAUUCGGCGGGCGAUGGAGCUGCCGCGGUUGCUGUUCUCAAACUCUGGGCUGAUCAUUGCUGUGCCCUGCAGAUGGACGGGGGCUCAUCGUCGCCGGUGGUGCCGCCGGGACCUGAAAGCUCGGACCGCGGGGUGCUGCAGCGCAUCUGGGAAAAUGGAAGACAGGGGGAGACACAGUUCAUAGUAUGGACCCGGAAGCUUGGCGGUUGCUUGGUCUUGACCCCCCGGGUGUCGGGGAGUCGGCGGAAUCCGACGCAAAGGAGACGAACGGCUGCGAGAAUGGUGAUGGAGGUAAAGAAGCGCAACAAGCACAGCUUGCGAGAGUAG